Solanum verrucosum is the source of this 1007-nucleotide messenger RNA. RefSeq names its product protein FAR-RED-ELONGATED HYPOCOTYL 1-LIKE-like. NCBI's taxonomy places the organism in Eukaryota, Viridiplantae, Streptophyta, Magnoliopsida, Solanales, Solanaceae. Gene Ontology annotation, biological process: response to red or far red light. The record is from RefSeq and is a predicted model, not a curated record.
CACCCUCACCCCAUCUAUACUUUCUCCAUUUCUCCCAAUGGUUCAUAAUCAUCCGUACACCUAAAUUUCUUCCAUUUCAUUUUACCUGCAAAAAAAUAUGGAGGAUGACCAAAAUAUGCAUAUCUGUGCUCAUAUCAACAGUGUUGAUAUGAGCAAGCUACUACCUACCAGCCUUGUUUACUUUAACAAAAGAAAGUUUCAAGCUGAACAAUUGGGAAUGCCGUUACCUAAGCAUAUGUGCUCAUAUCAGAGCUCUGCUGAAUGUAAUUCUUCACAUACUGGCACUGCAGCUAAAGAAUCUUCGGCAUGUAUGAUUAUAGUAGAAAAUGCUGCAAGGGGCCAAGAUGAUGAUUCAGAACUAGAAUCUGAGAAUGGCAGCAAUAGUUUUUGUGAAGAUGCUGACUCUGUCACGUCUCAUGAGGCUAAACUUGAUCCUGGAUGUCUGAAAGCAUGUUCAUCUGAUCACGCUUCAACUUCAUCUGUUAAAUUGGGGGGCAACUGGUCCAAAAAUGCCCUUUAUUCUUUGGAGAGCAGAUCAUUGACAAAAUUAAUGCCUGAUAGGCCGGAGCAAUCCCCUACCGGCAGAGGAUGGGGUACUCUACAUCACGGUUCUGGAUGCCACCCGUCAAUGGAUUAUGAGGAGCAUUUUUUGGGAUUGGGGAAUCACAAGGAUUGCACAUGCGCAGAAUGCAGCACUGAGGGCAUUGAGCUCACAACAGAAAAAGAACUUGAAAACUUGCUAAACGCCAAUGUGAAUCCGAGCAAUUAUGUUCUUUCAUCUGGAAGAUGGACUGUUAACCAAGAUUCACAGCCAAGCUCCACGAAACUAACCAUUGAUAAAGAGUUUGAGCAGUACUUUUCCAUGCUUAUGCUGUAACAAGAAACCAUUAAUCAGUUCGAAAGGCUGGCUUAUGUAGUUAAUAAUUGGUUUCAAUGGCUUGUUUAUAUAGUUAUUAUUUGCUAUGUUGUAUGCACAGCCCUUGUAACAACAGAAACAAAUAUGAGAA